Molecule: messenger RNA, 1401 nt
Organism: Colias croceus (clouded yellow)
Lineage: Eukaryota; Metazoa; Arthropoda; Insecta; Lepidoptera; Pieridae
Product: collagenase-like
Exons: 9
Coding region: 1-1401 (466 amino acids)
Biological process (GO): proteolysis
Molecular function (GO): serine-type endopeptidase activity
Source: RefSeq, a predicted model, not a curated record
AUGCCUCCGCCGCGCCGACACCGCGCCGCCACCGCGCCACUAUGCUGUGUAUACGUUCGCGACCGCACCGCCCCCGCGCCGACGCCGCACCGCCGUGCCGGUUUGCCGUGUUUGGCAAGAUUUAGCGAUAUCAAAAUCGUCGCCUUACUCCGUGACGUGUCGGGGAUUACCAUUAUCAUUUGCAUUAACAGAUUUGGUUGUGAAAACGACUAUUUAAGAGACUUGCAGGCUUCUAUCGGCAGUGAUAACCAGGCAAACAUGUUCAAACUACUGUGUCUUGUAGCUCUCGUCAGCCAACAGGCUUUCGGUAAAAUCAUUCCCGUUGAUUAUGUGGAAAACAUCAAACAAGGGCCUCAAGGCCGUAUCGUGUCGGGAGCCGAUGCAAGCCCUGGCCAGUUCCCUUACCAAGUCGCUGUGAGAGCCAUCGACCAACAAGGCAGGUUGCUGGCCUGCGGUGGUGUGAUCAUUGAUGCGGAAUGGGUGGUGACAGCUGCCCACUGCACUGCUACCUACGCGUCCGUCGUGAUCAUUGCUGGCGUCAACAUUAACGACCCCGAAGUUGCCGUCGAGAGCAGCGAGUGGUACAACCACCCAACCUACAACCCUGAGGCACCCAACGCGCCACAGGUCAACGACAUCGCUUUGAUCAAGUUGCCGUCACCCCUCACUUUUUCAGACAACGUGAACAAGAUCCAACUGGAAUCAUCUGCUAACGCCGAAAAGAACUACGAUGGUGUCAAACUGUACGCCAGCGGCUUCGGAAGACUUUGGACUGAUGGAUCUAUGUCUGACACACUUAAAUGGGUAAACCUCCGCGGUAUCAGCAACCAGGAGUGCCGUAGAUUGUACUCAUGGAUUGUCACUGACGCCACCCUCUGCGCGCAGUACUACGACGAAGUUACUCAGUCCAUCUGCCAGGGUGACACCGGUGGUCCUCUCGUUGAAAAGAACGAAGAUGAAGAAGUUCUUGCUGGUAUUGGUUCCUUCGUUGCUGCUGCUGGUUGCCACAACGGCUUGCCCACUGGUUUCAUCCGUGUGGCAGCUUUCCACGCCUGGUUCACUGAAGUCACAGGCAUCGAAUUCGAUUCAGAUGAAGAAGUGCCUGAGGUAACACCAGAGCCAGAAAGCGAAGAGGAAGAGAGCGAGGAAUCCAGUGAGGAAUCCAGCGAGGAGUCCAGCGAGGAAUCCAGCGAGGAAUCCAGCGAAGAGUCCAGCGAGUCAGAUGAAGAAGAUUCUGAAGAAGAAAGCCCUGAAGAACCCGAGAACCCAGAAGAGCCUGAGAGCCCCGAAGAGCCUGAAAACCCUGAAGAGCCUGAAGAACCUGAAAACCCUGAAGAGCCCGAAGAACCAGAGAACCCUGAAGAACCCGAAGAGCCCGAGAAUCCCGAAGAAGAGGAAUAA